This is a messenger RNA of Debaryomyces tyrocola, 729 nucleotides long. Lineage: Eukaryota; Fungi; Ascomycota; Pichiomycetes; Serinales; Debaryomycetaceae. The record is from the annotation of a GenBank genome assembly.
AUGACAAACUUAGAAACACAACCAUAUGACCCGUUUAUGGCUAAGGCAACAAAGUCAGAAGCUAGGCUCACCAAGCUCUUGGAGACCUUCCAAAAUUACACAGCCAACAGUGACAUACUUAGCUCUGAUACAACUAUAGUAUACUUAGUCUUGAAGUCAAAUUUCAUUUUGAAUAAUACCCAGAUUCGAGUGCUUUUGGGGUUAGGUGAUAAAAAUAAAGUGAAUGACGUUAUCUACCAUGGUAUUCAAAGAGAUGUUAAAUAUGCCGCUAGCAAGCUCUUCUCAAUAGGCAAAUUCUCGUACUUACUUGAAAUGCCGUUGACGGACCUAAAACAGCUCUGCUAUGAAAUUGCAUUGAAAUACAAGACAAUAUUCUUCGUCCCUGUGGAAUCAAAAAUUAAGGUCCGUCCUGCCCAGAAUGAUUUCACGUCUAUUUUAGACACAACCCAAUUUGAUCUGCAAAGGAUUGCUUCCGGUUUCAUUCCCAGCAGCCAUCUAACGUCCAAUCUCAGAAAUCAGUACAACAGAGCAGCCGAUACAUCGGCACAGUCUUCGUCUAUGGCCACCACCACCACCUACCACAAUAUCACUCUGCUAAGUCCGCAAGGAUAUUGCCAAGCAGAUGAAGCUGAAUACGUAGAAAUAAUUAAGUUCAUAAGCAAAUUCAAUCAAAUGUGGAUUAUUGCAGCAUUUUUAAAUAGAGAAUAUCAAGAGCUACAGAUCAAUUGA